This is a messenger RNA of Symbiodinium sp. CCMP2592, 903 nucleotides long. NCBI's taxonomy places the organism in Eukaryota, Dinophyceae, Suessiales, Symbiodiniaceae. The record is from the annotation of a GenBank genome assembly.
AUGCCGGCCUGUGGUGACGUAAUCAACCAAGUUGCGGCCGAGCAUCCGCAGCUGGCAGAGCUCAGAUCUGUGACUGUCCUGGGUAUCACUGGCAGCACGCUCUUGGAGGCGGCGACCGUGUCGUCAAUGCAGGACCUGAACCAGCAGGUUCAGGCAAAGCUCAAAGCCAAGAGCUGCUGCUGCUUGACGGCUGAUGGCCAAGUGGUGACAAAGCUGGGGCAAAUUUCCGGAGAGCCGUUGACGGCCGUGGCCAAGAACGUCCAUCCGUUUUUGCAGCUGGCAGGGCUUGAAGACGAACAUGGGAAUCUGGCAAGUGAUCUUUGUUCCAUGAAGGAUCUCGAGGAUGUGGCUCUUCAAGUGGCCGUGCGCUUGGCGGAGACGGCCUGCUGGUUCAUGGGCCCAGGCCACCUUUGUGGCUACCCCACAGUUGCCUGGGACUGGGACGAUGUUCUUGCUGCGCCGCGAGAGCGUUUCUCUACCACACGGAUUGGGGGCAACGGUGCGAGACAACAUAUGAGAGUGGAUUUCUGGAGUGUGAUUGUGCCCCCCGGGGUACGAGUCAUCGUCAGCAUCCGAGCGGGUUCUCCAUCCUCUGAAGCUGCUCGGGACUUCGUGACGCUCCAGAGCCUUGCAGUGCAAGACAUUGUCGACAUCCGACGUGCACACCAGCGUGCGUGCGAUUCUCAUCGGGAAGAGAUCCUAGCAACGCGAUCCCAGGCAGACACAGUCGAUGCGCUCAUCAUGCUACUUGGAAGUCUACGCAAGCUUACGGGAGAAUGGUUAGCGCCUUGCUAUCGUAGCCGCAGCACUUCCACAGAAAGGCUGCGUGAAUACACUGUCGACCUGGUCCAUUUCGAAGUCUUCCACGACGUGUACAACAGCGAAGCGGAGGGUUACUGGUAG